Molecule: messenger RNA, 1546 nt
Organism: Dreissena polymorpha
Lineage: Eukaryota; Metazoa; Mollusca; Bivalvia; Myida; Dreissenidae
Product: PE-PGRS family protein PE_PGRS26-like
Exons: 5
Coding region: 274-1104 (276 amino acids)
Molecular function (GO): RNA binding
Source: RefSeq, a predicted model, not a curated record
UUAAGUAUGAAUUUAACAUUACAUUGAACAUUGAUUUUCUGAACUGUAUAUUAAUCCGUUAUAUUGAUACAUUUAGAAGAAUGUGUGUGUUUUCUUUCCGACGAUUUUCGGAAAACCGAACCAACUCGGGAUUUUCCAAUUUCUAUUUUUAGCUCACGUGAACAAGUCAUGUUCGUGAUGCAGAUCGUAUUUAUUACCAGCCUUAUCUGAGUCGGAAUACUUUGCAAAACGUAAAUUCUUUAUUCAUUUUGGUGUUGAUACAGCUGCUUGUUUAUGUUUAAGCAUUUUACUAUUGUAUGUAUUUUGGUAUUUGUUUGGAGGUUUUAUCGGACAUCGGAUUAUUCAAGCCACAUACCUGAUUGCGAAACGACAGAUAUGGAAGAUUCCAAGGAUACAGUCAUCGUGAUUGGGUGCGGAAAACUGAAUGGCCCUCAGUUCUUAGAGUUGUUUAAGGGGGUUGGACCAAUAAAGGUUGCAGACGACGGCAACACACUGGCCAGGAUAAACCUACAGCGUCAAGAGGGCAUCGUGACCUAUCAGAACUCCGAGCUUGCCAAAAAAGCCAUUGCAACAUUGAACGGAAAAAAUGUGGAGGGCGGAAACAUCGAAGUCGUUUCGGCCGAGCAAUACUUCCGUGAUAUGACCCAUCGAAAUGGUAAGGCCACUGCCCAGGCGCAAACACCGCAUGGCGGAUGUGGGAACACUCCACUUCUAGUCGAGGAGGGGAAGGGGGAAAAGGAGGGUCGGGCUUCUUUAGUUUCUUUAGGGGCCAAGACGGUCAGCCCGGUGAGCCUGGGCCGAACGGGCGGGGAGGGGAGGGGGGAAAAGGCGGGGCUGGAUUUUUCGGAGGGCUUUUUGGAGGGGGUGGUCAAGGGGAAAAGGGAGGGGAUCAGACCGGAGAAGGGGGAAACACCAAGCAAAGCGAUAAUGGUGCGGGAAAAGGGGGAAAAGGAGGGGCCGGCAUGUUCGGCUUGUUCAAGGGGCAGGACGGUCAGCCGGGCGAGCCGGGUCCCAAUGGGAGGGGUGGUGAAGAAGGAAAAGGAGGUGGUUCCCGGUAAAAAAGAAACGACAGGAUUUACAUUUUAUGUGCAGUCGAAGAUAUAAGACGGUAAUAUUGAUAUUUAUAGACAUUGUUAAACUAUUUCAUAUUAGUUCAACAAUUAUUUUUAAAAUCGGGCUAUUAUAUCAAAAUAAUAGCUUUAAGCGAACAUAGUAUGGUUGUUCAAACGGAAAGAAGUGUUUCGUUUUAAGCUCCAACAACCUAAUGCAUAUUUGUGUGUUAUUCAAACAGUUUGUGUGUUAACUUUGUUUUUGACAUCAUGUGCAACGCACUGGUGUUCUUUCUAUGAAGGCGCUUUGCGUCAUGUUCUUGAAUGCUGAAACGUUUCAGAAACAAUGAACAUUCUACAGGAUCUUUUAUGUUUAUGAUUAUUGGUUGAUUGCAAGUGUAUAUCAUUAUUUUGUUCUCAUUGUUCUAUAGUUGUUUUAUCUUCAUGAUGAAAUGAAAAUAAUAAAUACCAAAACACGUGAAUCGGUGUAAUUUUAA